Messenger RNA from Diabrotica balteata, 944 nucleotides. NCBI's taxonomy places the organism in Eukaryota, Metazoa, Arthropoda, Insecta, Coleoptera, Chrysomelidae. The record is from the annotation of a GenBank genome assembly.
UAUUAUCUUUUGUACCAAAAACUUACAGUCUGGCUACUGAUGGUCAAUUGGUCCACGUAGAAGUAGUUAACUACAGAAAAAGAUAUGAUCCAGAUAAAUAUUAUGUGUAUAUUUUAAGAGUUUACAGAAAAGAUCAAAGGCAGCCGAUGGAAAUUCAAAGGACGUACAAAGAAUUUUGCGAGUUGCAUCAGAAAUUAUGUAUUUAUUUUCCUUUGGCCAAGUUACACAGUUUAUCAACAGGUUUACAUAUGGGUCGCUCAAACAUCAAACAGGUUGCUCAGAAACGCUUUCAUGAAAUCAGUCUUUUUGUGAAAUCUUUAUUCUUAUGUGCUCAUGAGAUCGCUCAUUCAGAUUUAGUCUACACAUUUUUCCAUCCGUUACUUAGGGAUCAACAAUAUUCGGAGGAGUAUUCAAAGAAAGUAAAAGACCGAACUGGAGAUUUCCACGAAUCAGGACGUCUCAAAGGCCAGUUAAAAUUAUCGUUACAAUACAGAAAAGGAGUAUUCUGUGUUAUGGUUCAACAUGCGAGAGGUUUGCCACGUCUAGCGAAUAGUCAAGAACCUUCAACGUAUGUCAAGGUGUACUUACAGCCAGAUGCACAGAAAAGUACUAAAAGAAAGACAAAAGUUGUCAAGAAAAAUUGUCAUCCAAGUUUUAUGGAGAUGCUGGAAUAUCGGAUGUCGUUAGAAAUAAUAAAAAUGAGAAGACUGCAGGCAACCGUCUGGAAUUACGAUGCCUUACAAGAAAACGAGUUUAUGGGUGGUGUAGAAUUAGAUCUGAGUUCUUUAGAUUUAACGGAAGAAAUCAGUGAAUGGUAUUCAUUGAUAAACCUAAGCAGAUAGCAGUUGUAUCCGGUGUAAAAAUACUAAGAUCGAUUUCAAUUACCAUCAUAUCAAAUAUGGAAUAAUUAUUUUUUAAAACUGUCGUCAUUGAAGCGGUUAUUU